UGAUAGGAUGCUGCUGCCAAGCGGGUUACAGUGCUGACGGUAUUUCAUACAAAAGGACCUUAUACAGUUAGGAAUAUACAACUUACACUGCAGCCAUCCUGGUUUUAAAUAUCCACUGUUCACGGGGUCGGCCUGCACGCCAACUUCUGGGUAGCAUACUCCUAGGUGAUCACUUGGUUUCUUGACGAGAAGGACAUUAGUGAAAUCCGCCAAAAUGCAGAUGCCACAGUUCAACAUCGAUGAGACGAAGGAGAGGAUGACCGAGUUCAUUGGAACUGCCAAGACCAGGAUAACGAACCCUGUUAUGCAGAAGCGGAUGAUUCUCAUCAUUGUCUGUAUAGCUCUUCUUCUUGACAACAUGUUGUACAUGGUCAUUGUUCCCAUCAUCCCAGACUAUCUGAGAUCAAUAGGAGCUUGGGACACGAUCACCCCGACACCCAUUCCAGGUACAAACAUGUCCUUAUACGCCAACCUGACAAACACUACCCACGAAGAUGUUGCUGUGGAGUACAAAAAUGAAAAUGUUGCCAUUGGAGCUCUGUUUGCGUCGAAAGCCCUGAUCCAACUAUUAGUGAAUCCAUUCUCCGGUACGUUGAUUGAUAAAAUUGGAUAUGACAUACCCAUGAUGAUAGGAUUGGUCGUGAUGUUCGUCGCUACUACGGUGUUUGCCUUCGGGAAGAGCUACGGAGUUCUGUUCUUCGCACGGAGUCUCCAAGGUGUUGGAUCGGCUUUUGCAGAUACAGCUGGUCUGGCCAUGAUCGCUGAUCGUUUCACCUCAGAGCAUGAGCGAAGUCGGGCGUUGGGUAUUGCACUCGCUUUCAUUUCUUUCGGAUGUCUUGUAGCGCCACCAUUUGGAGGGAUCCUUUACGAAUUUGCUGGCAAGAUUGUACCCUUUAUGAUUCUGGCCCUCAUCUCGCUAUCAGAUGGAUUAAUGCUACUCGUUGUGGUCAAGCCGUACGCAGAAAGAAGAUGGCAGAUGCCUCGAGGUACACCGAUCUACAAACUGAUCAUUGAUCCGUAUAUAGCCGUAGCUGCAGGCGCCCUCUCGAUGUCCAACGUCGCAUUAGCGUUUCUAGAACCCACGAUGGCAUUAUGGAUGGAAGAUACCAUGCAAGCAGUCAGUUGGCAAACGGGAAUCAUUUGGCUCCCAGCAUUCUUUCCUCACGUUUUUGGGGUCAUCCUUACUGUGAAGCUUGCUUCUCGAGCGCCUCACUACCAGUGGCUAAUGGCGGCUAUCGGUAUGACUAUCAUAGGACUCAGUACCUUUAUUGUCCCAUUUUGUAAGACCUUUGGAGUUCUCAUUGUACCUCUUUGUGGCAUCUGCUUCGGUAUCGCCCUUGUUGAUACUGCUCUUCUCCCAAUCCUCGGCUACAUAGUCGACGUCCGCCAUAACCCCGUCUACGGGAGCAUCUACGCCAUUGCGGAUAUCUCUUACUCGCUAGCUUACGCCAUUGGUCCAAUCUUGGCUGGCCAGAUUAUUCAAGGGGUUGGUUUUCUCAACCUCAACAUCAUCAUCGGUGUCUUCACAUUAGCUUACGUACCGCUGCUCUUCCUCCUUCGGAGGGUGUACGACAUGAAGCCACAGUCACACGAAGACACCAUCCUCCUCACCGAGGAACCCGCCACAGGGCUCUACCAGUCCGUCAAAGACGACUACAAACGCAGCCAGAAGGAUGGCUCCAACUCCUCCUAUAAGCAGUACGACGCCUUCGGCAUGGAGAAACUCGGUAACGGGAGACUCGAAGGGUCUUUCAACGUGGAGAAAUCCGACUCGAGCGAUAACAUGAACGGCUUUGCCGGAUCACGGACAGAUACCAAGGGCAAAUCAAAGAAUCCCUGUGUUCAUAAAGUCGUGGCUAGGCAGCCGGAUUAUAGUUCUCUAUCGGAACAAGAAGAUUAAUACUAGAUUAUCGUAGGAAGCAAAUCGGUUCAUAUGCAUCACUAUUCCAAGAGUCUACUUUUAAAGAAGCCAUAUAUUGUGAAGAUCAGGUCACACGUGUAUCCAAAUGUAUGUAUGCUGCGAAUAAUAAUAAUAAUAAUGAUACUAAAAUACCGGUUUCUUUUAUAGCGCUUUACCAUGUACUGCCCACAUCGUUCGAGGUAAUAUACCCCGGUCACUGGAUUCGAUCUCUAUUCUGUACAUUAAAGUGCACAUUCUCCUCUCCCCGGGCAGCAUUUCAGCUAGUCGCCAUUUUACGGGUGUGUAUAAUCCAUUUACAAUGACAGUCGCAUCCUACCGGGUACAUAAUGGAUGGAAAGAAGCAAUGUAGAAAAAAAUAUCUCGCUCAAGGAUAUAAUGACUUUUACCUCAAGGACGUCUACUACAGUGGCUGGUAGUGGCGACCGCAAGCAAACACAUAACGUUCUCAAGAUGAUCGCAAGACGUCCUCGCGACAUUAGCAACUAUAGAACGUCUCAUGAACACCCUCUGGGUCUUUAAUUUGCCAAAUAAUUGGCCGACAAAGCAAAGAUUGAGGCCUAACCUGCAUUCUGAUUCUUGAAAUAUAAACCCAGUAACGCAAAGGUUAGAGACUGCGCUCUGCGAGAAAUAGGGUGCAUGAAUUUGAAUACAUUUGUGAACUGGUCUGAUCAAGAAUAUGCGUUACGUUGGUAUUGUACAUACGAAUAAGAAAUAAUGUAUCAGUAAACUUUUAUAUCUAUCAGAGAUUUGAUAUCAUCCAGAUAUUAAGUUGUUGUUCCAAAUUAUUUGCUUAUUUAAUCGUGGUUAUAAUCAUCAUUGGUGGAUGAUCGUGUAAUUAAAAGUGAACGAAGCCAGCUGUAAUUACACGAAGAGUGAUAUAAAUUUCUUAAAAUGACAUAACUUUUGUAUGGAUAUUUCCUAAGAGCAUGGGAGGGACUUGUCAAAUCGUUUUCAGUUAUUUUCAUCUGACUUGUACUAAGUUAAAUAAGUACCAGUUUCAUUCGAAAAUUUUGGUUACGAUUCACAUUUGUUAGACGACUGCUAUUCUUUUUUCUGGAUCAUUAUUUGUUUUGAUAGCAAGACGGAAUGACUUACAUUCAGAAAGAUUUCAUUAAGGUAUAAGGUGUACUGUGGUUGUUAUUUUAGGCUCAGCACAUGAUCUGAAUAUCUUUGCGAAAGACUCUCCAACCUGCUCUAGGUAAUUAGUGCUUUCCUCGUUGGGUGCAUAACAACAUCGUGCCAAUCGCUUUCCUCCUCCAUAUUGCGUGCUAAAACGCACGCUUUUUCGAAGGUAUUCUCGUUAGCAUCUUGAUGUAAUAUCGUAAACUCGAUCAUAUACUUUGAGUAAGUGAUUUGCCAGGUUACUAAAUGAAUUCCACUGACGUUUGCGUCAUUUUCUCUUACGCUGAGAAGGCUAUAAUGAUCUCCGUUCCCAGGGAGAACGUUCCCGUAUGCGAUCUGCAGACACGCCGCCGAUCUCAGCUCGCAUUAAAUUAUUAAGUGGACUAAUUAGACCGAGCUGUAUAGAAGACUAUAGCGGUAGAUGUUUCCUUUUUCAUCUUUUAUCUGGGGAUGGGUCCUUCGAUGGCUAUGCAAAAGUAUUGGUUUCCUAAUGUGCGUCAUAAUGUUACAUCAAUUACGAAAUAUGCAGCUAGAUCAUGAUCUCCAUAACAGAAAAUUCUAUUGAUGAUAUGUGAUAAAAGUGUCAAUUUUUUUGUUCUUCUUUUAUUUAAAUAUACAAUAUACGUAAAAAGCCUGCCGCCCCCAAUUCCGGAAGGCAUUAUUUUGAAUGUGUAAAAGGAGUUGAAUUAACUGAGUAUAUGUUAAUGAUUUGGAUAAUAUACCAUUUAAUGAUAUUGUCCCCCUCGUUCAUGAACAACAAGCAUUUACGUUUUCAAUUAACUUAAACUCAAUCUUAAUCAUAAUUCAAGGAUACAAGUAAUUUAUACAGCAAAACGAAUACUUAAGAGCCAAUCAUAUUAAAGGGACCAAAUAUUUUCAUAUAAAGUACUCUAAAUCAUCGACUUCAAUUGAUGUACUUAAUUUUUGCUAAAUUCUCAAUCAUGUAAGAGAGAUCUAUACGAAACCAAUGUCACUAAGAAAGUGAAAGAAGAUUCGGGUUUAUCUGGACAUGUCUUGAAUUCCCUUUUAGUUUCUGUCAUUUUCUAUGGCCACUAUAAUAAUAAUAAUAAUAAUAAUAAUAAUAAUAAUAAUAUGUCUUGUUUACCCAGGGUAGCCUCAUCAGUAUUAAUACUGUUCCCCCUGAGGGCCCUACAAUCAUAUUAUUACCCCGGUCAUCUAUUUACUUACAAUCGUUUAUGUUUUAUUUCGUAGAGAGUAUAUGGCAGAGACUUCUCACCAUUUAUAUAUUACAAAUGAGCAAAUAUAAUAAGGGAAGGGGGUGGUAUAUUUACUGUAAUGGACUUUCCAAACGUAGUGCAAUAGACAUCAUAUAUACCAACGGCAAAUGAAAUUGGUGGUGUGAUUUUUUUUUUUUUUAAUAUUUGGAAACGGAAUAUAUUCACAUUCUAAAUGAAUUGUUAUUUUACAGUUAACAUGUUAGAAGCAAUUAUUUGGUGAUUGGUUGUAGAUUCAUACAUUGGUAUUUGUAUAUUCAUUGGAUUUUAUGUUUAAAUUUUGGUGUGAUGAUUUUCAUGUAUUAAAUUGAUUUUAUUGUAUGAUCAUAAUA
This is a messenger RNA of Strongylocentrotus purpuratus (purple sea urchin), 4610 nucleotides long. RefSeq names its product probable vesicular acetylcholine transporter-B (gene slc18a3). The transcript is spliced from 2 exons. Gene Ontology annotation, molecular function: acetylcholine transmembrane transporter activity. Gene Ontology annotation, cellular component: terminal bouton; AP-2 adaptor complex; AP-1 adaptor complex. Gene Ontology annotation, biological process: transmembrane transport; chemical synaptic transmission. The coding region runs from base 215 to 1900 and encodes 561 amino acids. The record is from RefSeq and is a predicted model, not a curated record. Lineage: Eukaryota; Metazoa; Echinodermata; Echinoidea; Camarodonta; Strongylocentrotidae.